AUGGCUGGCACUACCAUGGCUGGCACUACCAUGGCUGGCACUACCAUGGCUGGCACUACCAUGUCUACCACUACCAUGGCUGGCACUACCAUGGCUGGCACUACCAUGUCUACCACUACCAUGGCUGCUACUAUCAUGGCUGCCACUACCAUGACUAUCACUCACUAUCAUGACUAUCACUACCAUAGCUACUGUCGAAAUGUGGCCCCCGCGCAUCCCAGCCACCGUGUUCUUCAGCCACCUGAUUUUGUACUGUAUUUAGGACCUGGCCCCGGAGAGGUUUUGGAGAAUCAAUCCGUCCGUUCUACACAUCACAUACCUGAUAUUUUAACAGCUACCACUACCAUGGCUAUCACUAUUUAUUAUUCAAAUAGCCUACUAUCAUAUGGUAGCUAUGAUAGUGCCAGUCAUGAUAGUGCCAGCCAUGGUAGUGCCAGCCAUGGUAGUGCCAGAAUGAUGACUAGAAUAGCUACUUAUACUUCUAAAUAUAGAAAUCCCAACGGGAUAUCCCAUACAUAUACCAUUCCAUGGUAUGAUACCACAGAUAUACCAUACCGUGGUAUAUCCCGCCAAGAUCCCGAACCCAUACCAGAAAAAUGGAAUGGUAUCCGACCCUAUCCAUAUCAUACCCGGAUACGGUAUGGUAUCACUUAG
Molecule: messenger RNA, 654 nt
Organism: Letharia columbiana
Lineage: Eukaryota; Fungi; Ascomycota; Lecanoromycetes; Lecanorales; Parmeliaceae
Exons: 1
Coding region: 1-654 (217 amino acids)
Source: RefSeq, a predicted model, not a curated record